GGGCCUCGGUGACAGCGGGAACCGGCGAUCGCCUCCCCCCUCCUUAGCCAAGCAGAAGCAGAAGCAGACACAGCACAUCCCACCCUACGACGUGGUCCCCUCCAUGCGGCCUGUGGUGCUGGUGGGGCCCUCGCUGAAAGGAUAUGAGGUCACCGACAUGAUGCAGAAAGCCCUCUUUGACUUCCUCAAGCACAGAUUCGACGGCAGGAUCUCCAUCACCCACAUCACCGCUGACCUCUCCCUGGCCAAGCGCUCCAUCCUCAACAACCUGGGCAAGCAGGCCAUCCUGGAGCGCUCCACCACCCGCUCCAGCAUUGCUGAGGUGCAGAGCGAAAUCGAGCGCAUCUUCGAGCUGGCCAAGUCCCUGCAGCUGGUGGUGCUGGACGCCGACACCAUCAACCACCCAGCCCAGCUGGCCAAGACCUCUCUGGCACCCAUCAUCGUCUACGUCAAGGUGUCCUCCCCCAAGGUCCUGCAGCGGCUCAUCAAAUCCCGUGGCAAGUCCCAGGUGAAGCACCUAAACGUGCAGAUGAUGGCGGCCGACAAGCUGGUGCAGUGUCCCCCGGAGCUCUUUGAUGUGAUCCUGGAUGAGAACCAGCUGGAGGACGCCUGUGAGCACCUGGCCGAGUACCUGGAGGUGUACUGGCGUGCCACCCACCACCCCCCGCACGCCCCCCACGCCGUCCCCUCACCCACCAGCCUCCCAGGCCUGCAGAGCCAGCAGCUGCUGGGGGAGCGGGGGGAGCACUCUCCGCUGGAGCACGACAGCCUGAUGCCGUCAGACGAGGCGGGGGAGACCUCCCCCCAGCCCUGGGGGGCUGCGUCCCAGCGCAGCUCCCGGCACCUGGAGGAAGAGGAGUAUGCAGACCCCUACCCCGACCUCUACCAGCCCCACCGGCACCACAACAGCGGGCUGCAGGGGCCCGGCACGCCGGAUCGCCAAACCGAGCGCAACCAGGACAGGAACUGGCAGCGCAGCCGGCCCUGGGCCAAGGACAGCUAUUAGGGGUGGGGAGGGAGUUGGGGGGUGGGGGGCACGGCUGGGAACCGUCUCCCCACUCCCUGCUCCGCCCCAGCCCCGCGCUGGGGGUGCUCAGACAAUCUCCCUUUCUCGGGGAUCUCCUCCACACCGGCAGCUUCCUUGCGCCUGGCCCCCGGGCACCUCUUCAGCCAUAAGCACAGGGCGAGGGGGAGGGGGGCACUGUUGGGCCAGGAUGCCCCAAGACCCCCUCCCCCAGCUCCCGGGGACAGUCACAUGCCUUGUCCCUGCCUCAGUUUCCCCGCCUGGCCUCUGCAUCACAAGCCCUCUCAUUCCCCGGCAGGGCUGCUGCCAUAAACAGAAGGUGCCUCCCCCCCCUACCCCCACCCCCCCAAAAGACCUGUGGGCCAGGUAAUGAGGGGGUGGGGACAGUUCUAGCAGUGCCCCCCAUCCCACGCAGACCCAAGAAAGAAGGGGAAGGUGCCCACUCUCCCCCUGCCAGGGCUUGGACUGCCCCCUCCCCUGCCCCUGCAUGGGACCCCCCCAGGAGGAGGGGGCUGCACCACUUGCUUCGCUUUGCACCGAUUUCUCCCUGCCCUGGUCACCACUGCCAAACCCCCCCAGGAUGGGGGAUAAAGAGGGGUGGCUGGACCCCACACGGAGAGGGGGGCCGCUCCAUGCCUGCACUCACUGCCCUGUGUCCCCCGCCCUCCUCCUCCUCCUCCUCGCGUAGCUGUCACCGCACGUCACCACACAGUCCUGUAAAUACGGUGCCCACCGCCCUUCACCGGGGGCUGCUCGGUGGAGGGUCCCGGUGCUGGGCCGAGCCCCCCCUCCAAGCUGGUGGUGGGGGGGGCGACAGGUGGGAGCCACAGAUUUGUUAUAAUUUCUUUUGUAGAAAGCACUGAUUUCCCUGUAACCCGUUUCAGAAACACAAGAGUGCUCGGA
Molecule: messenger RNA, 1927 nt
Organism: Calidris pugnax (ruff)
Lineage: Eukaryota; Metazoa; Chordata; Aves; Charadriiformes; Scolopacidae
Gene: CACNB3
Product: calcium channel, voltage-dependent, beta 3 subunit
Exons: 9
Coding region: 104-1006 (300 amino acids)
Biological process (GO): calcium ion transmembrane transport; chemical synaptic transmission; neuromuscular junction development
Cellular component (GO): voltage-gated calcium channel complex
Molecular function (GO): high voltage-gated calcium channel activity
Source: RefSeq, a predicted model, not a curated record